AUGUCAUUUGGAGUCCCUUCUGAUGAGGUAGCGGAGGACUACAAAAAAGCCCUUGAAGAUUUGACUAUGAAUUCGAGAUAUGAGAUCAGCAAUCUAACCGUUAUAGCAAAAGAAAACACAGAACAUGCUUUGGCCAUUUCAGAGGCAUUGAAAAACCAUAUAAAACAGACUUCUCCGCAAAAGAAACUACCUGCUUUCUACGUCCUCGAUUCCGUUGUCAAAAAUGUUGGAACACCUUAUACCCUCUUCUUCGGUCGGCAACUCUAUUCGACUUUCAUGGAGGCAUAUGCUUUGGUUUCUCACGACGUGCGGAGGAAAAUGGAUGAGAUGCUGAAGACUUGGAAAGAGCCAGUACCUGGCUCUAUAGAUACGCGCCCAGUAUUUCCUCCAGAAGUAACUCGGCCCAUUGAAAAUGCUCUUAUAAAAGCCAGGACCUCUGCUCUCCAGCAAGAGCAAUUGAGAAGCCAACAGCAGCUCAUGAAUCGAGGUCGAUCCGCCCGGCCACCUCCAGUUCAACAGUAUCCUCAGCAGUCCGCUAGCUCGGCAUCGUGGCAGCAGUCGCAGCCUCAGGGAUACCAGUCACCAGAGGCAAGUGUAGAUGCAUUGAACAGAGAUAUCUCCUACCUCAUCACCUCUUCAAAGGCAGAAUUUACCCAGAGCCCAUAUGAUGGUAGUAUACAAACAAGACUCAAAGCCUUACUUGAUUUACAAACCAUUUUACAAACUCAAAGGCUCCCGCCUGAUCAAAUAGCAAUGAUAAAAGAUCAAGUUGCGCAACUAUCUGGUCAAUCCCAGCCAGUCCCCAAAAUCCCAUCCCCUAGGCCUGCACCUGUAGCUACGCCAGCAUCUCAACCUCAACCGCAGCCAACUUUAAGCUCUUUGCUGGGCCCCGGUGGGUUGGCUGCUCUGUUAGCCCGACAGUCUGCAACGCCACAGAUACCCACGCCUCCACCCGCUCAAGCCGCUACCGCAAUCCAAUCUCCUCAACCACAACAUGCACUGCCUUCGCAAUUGCCCUUCCAAGCAGCUCCCUCUACACCUGUUCCUGUAUCCGUGCCGACACCCGUAGCAGAUCCCAACUCCCUACUGGAAAGACUUCGAGCUGCUGGCAUGCUGCCCUCAGUGCCAGCAGUAGCAAGCACACCUAUCCAACCACCAAGUGUUUUAGGUGGCACUAUGCCCGCCGGGUUUCCCGCAUCCCUGCCCUUCAUAAGUGCACCUCCCGUUUCGAGGACACCCCUUAUAGAAAUUCCUAAUGAUGUCGUUCUGAAGCCAGCAUCGUUGAAAAUGUUCCGUCCUCAUCUCAUCUCCAGUCUCUAUGAAAAGCUUGGUGCGCCUUGUACCCAAUGUGGACGGCGUUUCCAGUCGGACGCAGAGGGACGAAAGAAGAAAACUGCUCACAUGGAUUGGCACUUCCGUGUUCACCAACGAAUGGCUGAAGCCGAGAAGAGAGGCCAGCAUCGAAGUUGGUAUGUUGAUGAGAUGGACUGGAUAAAAUCGCGAGAACCAGAAGAUGAUCUAGUGAACGACACAUUGGAUAAUACCCAUAGUGUUGCCAGCUCUUCUUCCGCUGCGAAUGCUAAGCCAAAACUUCAAUAUCUAGCGGUGCCAGAUGAUCCUGCUCUUGCUGGCAGUGUUUGCCCAAUAUGUCAAGAGAAGUUUGAGAUGAAAUGGCUAGAUGAUGCGCAAGAGUUCGUGUGGAUGGAUGCCACUAAAGUGGGCGAUCGUAUUUACCAUGGUAGUUGUUAUGCAGAAGCCACAAAAGACAGGGGGACGCCUGAUCCGACGAUUCUGGGCAAGCGCAAGGCGGAGGAUCAGGAGCCCAUAUUACGAACGAGAAUCAAGACGGAGGCAUAG
This is a messenger RNA of Sclerotinia sclerotiorum 1980 UF-70, 1857 nucleotides long. RefSeq lists its product as hypothetical. The record is from RefSeq and is a predicted model, not a curated record. Gene Ontology annotation, molecular function: mRNA binding; ubiquitin binding; RNA polymerase II complex binding. Lineage: Eukaryota; Fungi; Ascomycota; Leotiomycetes; Helotiales; Sclerotiniaceae. The transcript is spliced from 6 exons. Gene Ontology annotation, biological process: termination of RNA polymerase II transcription. Gene Ontology annotation, cellular component: mRNA cleavage factor complex; cytoplasm. Bases 1 to 1857 code for a protein of 618 amino acids.